Messenger RNA from Salvia miltiorrhiza (redroot sage), 1557 nucleotides. RefSeq names its product putative 12-oxophytodienoate reductase 5. The transcript is spliced from 5 exons. Bases 249 to 1352 code for a protein of 367 amino acids. Lineage: Eukaryota; Viridiplantae; Streptophyta; Magnoliopsida; Lamiales; Lamiaceae. The record is from RefSeq and is a predicted model, not a curated record. Gene Ontology annotation, molecular function: oxidoreductase activity; FMN binding.
AUUAGCAAAUUCAGAUAUUUCCAGAAAAUCGAAGGGCGCGUUUCGGCCAUUACAGGAAAACCAUUUAUUUAAAAAAUCAAAUAAAACUCACUCCAUAGCUAUCAAUUGCUUUACUGUCAAAACCGAAGGCAGGAAAAACAUUUGAUCAUUUCAGUAGGUUUGAUUUGAUUUUGUUGUGUGGUACCGACAUGUAAGAUAUAAGAAAGCAGGUAGCAACGUCCUACACCAUAGAAUCUGAAGAUCGAGUUAUGGCAGCUGAAGAUACUGAUGUUGUUCCUCUGCUCACCCCCCACAAGAUGGGGGAAUUCACACUCUCCCACAGAAUAGUAUUAGCACCAUUAACCAGAGCUCGGUCAUACGACACCGUUCCACAGCCGCAUGCUGCCUUGUAUUACUCCCAGCGAGCAACCAAAGGCGGCCUCCUCAUCACUGAAGCAACAAUUGUAUCAGAUACUGCCAAAGGGUUCCCAGAUACACCUGGAAUCUGGACUAAGGAACAUGUGGAGGCAUGGCAGCCUAUAGUGGAUGCAGUCCAUCAAAAGGGUGCUGUUUUCUUCCUGCAGUUGUGGCAUGUUGGCCGUGCCUCCACUUAUGAUUACCAGCCAGGCGGCCAAGCUCCAGUCUCAUCAACAAACAAGGGAUUGACCCCUGGCUUAGAAGGAGUAGAUUGGUCUCCUCCCAGAAAACUAACCACCGAAGAAAUCCGUGGUGUCGUCACCGAUUUCAGGGUGGCUGCUCGCAACGCUAUGGAAGCAGGAUUCGACGGAGUCGAGAUGCACGGCGCCAACGGCUACUUACUGGAGCAGUUCAUGAAGGAUCAAGUGAACGACAGGGCAGACGAAUACGGCGGCAGCCUCGAGAAGAGGUGCCGCUUCGCUCUGGAGGUGGCGGCGGCGGUGAUCGACGAGAUAGGAUCGCACAGAGUGGGGAUGAGGCUGUCUCCAUACUCCGAUUACAACGAGUCAGUGGACUCGGAUCCAGACGGCCUCGGGCUCUACAUGGCCAACGCGCUCAGCGAGCUCGACCUCGUGUACCUCCACGUCAUCGAGCCGCGAGCUGUUGGCGCGACGGUGAUCGAAGGGUGUGCCGAAGGUCAGCUCCUCCCCAUGAGGAAGGCCUUCGGCAACACCUUCAUCGCUGCCGGUGGCUUCGACAGGGCUAAGGGGAAUUCCGCUAUAGAUGAUGGCGCCGCCGAUUUGGUGGCGUACGGCCGCCUCUUCUUGGCGAAUCCGGAUUUGCCGGAGAGGUAUCGCUUGGAUGCGCCGCUUAACAAGUAUGAUAGGAACACUUUCUACACUUGUCAUCCUGUGAUUGGUUACACUGAUUAUCCAUUUCUUCAACAAGCAUUAUAGUCUAGCUAUGCUUAGUUUUCACCCAAUCCCCAAUAACGAAACACUACAUGAUGUUAUGAGUGUGCUGUUGAAUGUUUCCAAAUGAUAUAUAAAUAUAUGUGUGUGAGAUUAAUUAUUGUGUUUGGUAAUGGCUUCGCCAAGUUACUGUUUGUAAUAUUACCUUUAUUUGGUCAUUAUUGAAAGAUGGUCGUGAUUCAUCGCUCAC